Messenger RNA from Rotaria sp. Silwood2, 606 nucleotides. The record is from the annotation of a GenBank genome assembly. Lineage: Eukaryota; Metazoa; Rotifera; Eurotatoria; Philodinida; Philodinidae.
AUGGCCACACCACGUAAAAAACAAAAAUUAGAACAUGAUGAAGAUCUAUUUUUAUUUGAUUUAUCUGAACGUUUUCAUUCAUUUUGUUAUCCACAAAACGAUGAUGAAUCACCUGCAGUAUCAUUAGAUGAUCUUUAUCAACGUCUUAAUGAACAUGAUUUAGAAUAUCGUUCAUCAAUAAAUUUAAAUCUGCAAAAUUUAAAUCAAGAAAUUUUAUUAAAUGAAGAAAAAUUAUUUCAAUUAAAUUUAUCAAUAAAACAAUUAAAAGAAAAUUUAAAUGAAAGAAAACAAUAUUUAAAAUUAGCUAAAUUAAAACGUCGUCAUCAAUCAGAUUAUAUAACUAUGUUUAAUGUUAUUAAUCGAUUUUCAUCACGUGAAAUUUCACAAAAAAAAUUAAAUCAAUUAAAUUUUGAAUAUGAACAACAAAAAUCUGAAUUAGCACAUUUAAAUCAACGUUUAUCAAUUUAUCAAAAACAAUCUAAAGUCGUACUUUAUUCUUUACUUGAACUUGUAGGAUUUAUUGAUGUUAAAUUACCGAUUAAUUUCGAAGAUGAAAUUGGUCGAUUAGAUAAUAAUCCUUUAUUAGAGAAUAAUGGAGAUAAAUAA